Rhodamnia argentea is the source of this 1692-nucleotide messenger RNA. Its product is annotated as myb family transcription factor PHL7-like. The transcript has 7 exons. The record is from RefSeq and is a predicted model, not a curated record. Gene Ontology annotation, molecular function: DNA-binding transcription factor activity; DNA binding. Lineage: Eukaryota; Viridiplantae; Streptophyta; Magnoliopsida; Myrtales; Myrtaceae. The coding region runs from base 460 to 1389 and encodes 309 amino acids.
CUCCAAGUCAGGGCCAAAAUUUUCCGGUAAAGGGACAACAACAAAAGAGCCUACCUCACUCCUGGUCGUGGGUGGCCACCAGGCUUUCUUCUCUCUUUUUCUUUUCUGCUUUCUUUUAUCGGAGGAAAUGGUCAAUUCUCUCAUUAGUUAUUCGUACUCCUGCAAUUUGCAGAAUCGCUUGGCAACAAAAUAGAUAAAGGGCAGAUAAAAAUCAAAAGAAGAAGUGAAAGAGAGGAAUCUUGAUCACAGAGAACCAAAUAGAAAUAAAGGCGAGCCUCUUUUUAUAUUUUCUCCCUUCUGUGCCCCGAGCAGAACAGCUCCCAUUUUCCUUCUUGUCAAAUUACUUUCAGCUUGUGGGUCGUCCUCUUCGUCCUGUCCAUGUUCUUCUUCCUGUUCUGCUAUUGGAUGUACGCUCCGGUAUUUCAGGAUUCUGCAGAUCUGCUUCUGGUUCAAUGAAGAAUGUAUCAACAGAAUAGUGUCCCUAGUUCAAGUUUAGUUCCCAGCAACACAAUGGUUCAUGGUCAACAUUUAGAUAGUGGUGCCAACACAAUGGACUCCAUGGGUGGAGGGACCAAUCACAGUAACAAUUCCAAUCUCACAUCCAAGCAGCGGUUACGUUGGACACAUGAGCUUCAUGAUCGCUUUGUUGAUGCUGUGGCACAACUUGGUGGGCCGGAUAGGGCUACACCUAAAGGUGUUCUUCGAGUUAUGGGUGUGCAAGGUCUAACAAUAUACCAUGUCAAAAGUCAUUUACAGAAAUAUCGACUUGCAAAGUAUCUACCCGAUUCCUCCUCUGAAGGUAAAAAAGCUGAGAAAAAAGAAUGUGCAGAUAUGCUCUCCGACAUGGACGGUUCCUCAGGUGGGAUGCAGAUCACCGAAGCUCUCAAACUGCAAAUGGAGGUGCAAAAGCGCUUACAUGAACAGUUGGAGGUGCAGAGACAGCUGCAGCUGCGGAUAGAAGCGCAAGGCAAGUACUUGAAGAAGAUAAUCGAAGAGCAACAAAGACUUAGUGGAGUUCUCACUGAUGGGUCAGGUCCUGAAUCGGUUGAUAAGGUCCAAGAAGACAGCAAAACCGAUCCACCUACCCCAGCUCCUAUCUCGGAGUCAACCAUCCAAGAUAAGUCUAAGGACCGUGCCCUAGCCAAGAGCCUCUCACUUGAUGGAUCACUCUCAUCUCAUAAUCAUGAACCAUUGACCCCUGAUUCCGGUUGCAAUGUCACUUCACCUGCUGAAAGCCCUGAUGGCGAGAGGUCAACGAAAAAGCCACGGGUGAUUGCUGGUGCUUCGCAUGCUAAACCUGGGAUGGUGCUACACCCGAUAUUUGAAUCAAGCUUGGGUUGCUCCUAUACGACCUCGUCAUUCAAACUACCUGACCAGGCAUCUGUUUAAUUCCCAGUAAGAAGAUGAGACUAGAAUGGUCAAACUGGGAUGAGCCUUGGCAGAUAUACUGUAACAUCUUGUACUGCUUGGUGUAUUGACUUGCGGACUAGUUUGUUUCAACUUGCAUGUGUAGUUUGUCAGGAGAGUGCACUGUUUAACUUGGUAAGUAUUAUAUAGGUAGCUUAGAAGUGGUUGUAUAUUGGAUGCGUCCUUUGAUGCUUAGUUCAAACUUGUGAGGAUAUGGCAUUUUCUGAGCAGAUGGUGUACUAAUUGCGGAUCAGUUCUCUUUAGUAGGGGUUGUUGAACAUGAAA